UUUUUUUUGGAAGGGAUGGCAAGGACACUCUUAAAGGAGCCUGUCUAACCCUCCUGAGUCACAAGGAAGAACUGACUGACCCGCGCCCGCUGCCAGGGAAUUAGAAAAGCUUAACUGGGCAUAUUAAUAGGAUGCCCGGAAGUGGAGGUUCAGCAAUGUUUUGCCACUUGAGACCUGUGAGGAGGUUAUGUCUACAGAAAAUAUUUCCACACCGGUUUCUUUACUCAAGAUCUUUAUCAGGAGCUGAAGCAGUCAAUGCCUUGAGGCCUUUCUAUUUUGCAGUACACCCAGAUUUCUUUGGACAGCACCCCAGAGAAAGAGAAAUCAAUGAAAAUUCUCUGAAGAGAUUAAGUGUCUACUUAGAAAACCUACAGAAACCGGGCUCUAAGUCUUUGACACCAACUCAGCUCACAUUUUACGUCCGAGAAACAGACCAGAAUCCGUCCGAUGGCCAGGAGCCCAUCAGCACUGCAGGGUUCCGUGCCGUCAGAUUCACUUUGCACACCCGAGACCUGCUCAGCACGGUGCUGGACAUUCUCACCUCCUGCCGUCUGUCCACCGCGCACGUCCAGAGCGGGAACACCCACGCACACGGCCCGCCGCUCAAGGAAGCUAGACGGCUGCCCGACAGACCCAUCAAGUGGGACAAGUCUUACUACGCCUUCACUGGGUUCAGGGACCCUGAGGAAGACCUGGAGCAGGUGUCCCGAGUGGAGACGACCCUUGUAUCCUGGUUGGAUAGCAAUGAAAAAAGUGCUGUUAACAAGCUGAAGCAUAGCUUGCCACUUCGGCAGGAGCUGGAUCGCCUGAAGGAUGAGCUGUUGCGUCAGUUGCAGCUCUCAGAUAUCAGGUGGCAGAGGAGCUGGGGGAUCGCCCAUCGCUGUAGCCAGCUGCAUAGUUUAGACCGGUUAGCGCAGCAGAACUCGGACACCCUCAGAAACGCCAAAGGAUGUACGCUGAUGUUCACAGACUGCUCGGGGAUGAGUGCCGGCGGCCACGUGAUGCUGGGAACCAUGGACGUCCAUCACCACUGGACCAAGCUUUUUGAGAGAUUGCCAAGUUAUUUUGACCUUCAGAGGAAGCUGAUGUUCUUGGAGGACCAAGUCAGCUGUCUCCUAGGGGGCCUGCAGGUCGUUUACAUUGAAGAGUUGCAGCCGGUGUUGACCCUUGAAGAAUAUUACUCUCUCCUUGAUGUGUUCUAUAACAGACUGCUAAAAAGUAGAAUCCCUUUUCAUCCUCGAAGCCUGCGUGGUUUACAGAUGAUCCUGAACAGCGACAGGUACGCGCCCAGCUUGCAUGAGCUCGGGCAUUUCAACAUCCCAGUCCUCUGUGACGCCGCGAGCCUGCACUGGUUCAUCCUCUCCAGAGCCCAGCAGGCCAGAGAGAGGCUGAGAAGGAAGCAAGAGUUGAAGGUCAUUGAACAUGAGUUGAUACAGGCCUCCACGAGGAAGUUUUCCCUGGAGAAGUUAUACAAGGAGCCCAGCGUGUCCAGUAUGCAGAUGGUGGAGUGUUGCAAGAGGCUGCUGGAAUUGUCCCUGCCUUACCUGCAUGGGAUGCACCUGUGUAUCUCCCACUUCUACUCUGUGAUGCAGGACGGGGACCUUUGUAUCCCUUGGAAUUGGAAGAAUGGAGAAACCACUAAGUGACAUCAGUCUUUUUUUUUUUUUUUUAAUGAAACACUGUUAAGUUAAACUUAUUUAAACCCAACAGUUUGAUCUCACAGUAUUACGCUCCAUAUUGUGAAAGCCAAGUUUCUGAUUGCUGCUUUAAAGGCUGACAUUUCUAAAGACAUUAAUUUCUACUAGGACACCAUUUUUAAAAACGGUUUUUGCCUCUUGAUGUUGUGAGACUCCUGCACGCACCGACAGGCCCGGGUCCAGAGGGUGGCGACUGGGGAGUCCGAGGGAGACGUGAAAAUGAAGGAGACAAGAGUAACGACGGUGUCUUUUUAUGUGAACAGUUCCAGGGCCAACCAAGCACGUGUGUAUCAGCAGACCUCCCGUUCACGCCAGCUCUGGAGACGUGGAGCCCGUUUCCUCAUGUCUUAUUUACACACACACGUUCUUGCAGCCAGUCACAGUCAGUCAGUUGCCUAACACAGAUGAGUGACAGCAGCAAAUUUUGCCUGAGGGGGUUAAAAAAAGGAGGUGGGGGGACGAACCUGAAUGAAUGUAUGGGGCCAUCGCUGUCAGAAGCCGCCUGAGACCCAUUAACUGUAGCAGCUCCACUGACACAGAAUUGAGGGUUAGAUUCAGGAUCUCACCCACCAGCCACAAUUUUGUCACUGUCUAGCUUGAAACCAUUGGGUGAAAGCCUCCCAUACCUCUGGCCGGGGGAAAGCCCCGCAGAGCCCCUGAUAGGCACAUGCUCCAACACACACACCCCACUACCGCUCCAAAUUUCCCUCUACAGGUGCCCCCUGAAGGGCUCUUGGUAUCCAGAUGCAAAAGCUCUUCAGCCGACUUCUCAAGAGAAGGCAAAUCCUGUUGAGACAGAGUUUUACUGCUGAGAAAAAUAUUAAAAGAAUUUCUCCCCCCUCAGUGCAUUAGAAAGGAAAGGAGACAUUCCAGUGGUUUGGAAGUGGGUGCUUUAAAGAACAUGCAUCUAAAACCCGGGUUCUUGUCAAUGGAGUUCAAAUAUAUGUUCAGCAAAUUUGUGUUGACUGAGAAUUACUACCGUUUGUGCAUAUUACCUCCCCCCUUUUGACCUGUGCCUAACAACUACACGUAAAUUAUUUUUCUAAUGUAGCAAAUGUUUGUGGUCUAUAUUUUCAAGAGCCAAAUAAUGAGUUAAAAACCUCCUUAAAAGUUAUCUAAGAAAAUUUAUUGUAAAGCUAGGUUUGUAUUGUGUUAUUUCUAAAAAUCAGCUGAUAAGGAAUCCUCAGUCGUUUGUUUCUAAUGGGAUUUUGUCCCAGAACUAAUGGUGAUGUAAUAAAUAAUGCUUCCAUCAGUCAGAACAA
Messenger RNA from Echinops telfairi (small Madagascar hedgehog), 2959 nucleotides. RefSeq names its product T cell activation inhibitor, mitochondrial (gene TCAIM). Gene Ontology annotation, cellular component: mitochondrion. Lineage: Eukaryota; Metazoa; Chordata; Mammalia; Afrosoricida; Tenrecidae. The record is from RefSeq and is a predicted model, not a curated record. Bases 132 to 1646 code for a protein of 504 amino acids. The transcript is spliced from 11 exons.